UUAACAAAUAGAAGAAUAGGAAAAUGAAAGGCCAAGGUUGAAGUAGCAAGUCAUCAUGGGCCAUAUGAAGUAGAUAGAAAUGUCUAUAAAAAUGGUAGUUUCAUAUGAACUAGACAAGAGUAUAGUUAUCUUAUUCGCACCUCCAUUCUUGAGAACAUUUCUCCUCAAUUUAUAAAGAGAGAUUUGUGGUGUUAAAGAUGACUAUGGAAGAGGGCAAGGAGGAAUACACACAAGAUGGAACUGUGAGUCUUAAAGGGAAACCUCUUCUUAGAUCCAAAACUGGUGGUUGGAAAGCUUGCUCCUUUGUCGUUGUGUAUGAAGUAUUCGAAAGAAUGGCUUAUUAUGGAAUAUCAUCAAAUUUGAUACUCUACCUAACAAAGAAGCUACACCAAGGCACAGUGAUUGCUUCAAACAAUGUUACCAAUUGGGUUGGGACCAUUUGGAUCACACCAAUACUAGGUGCAUACGUUGCUGAUGCUCACCUUGGCCGUUUUUGGACUUUUCUCAUUGCAUCUACCAUUUAUCUUUCGGGCAUGUCUCUCCUUACACUAACAGUGUCCCUUCCAAGCUUAAAGCCACCUCAAUGCUUUGAAACAGAUGUUACAAAAUGCAAAAAAGCCUCAACAUUACAAUUAGCAAUGUUCUAUGGUUCACUUUACACUCUAGCAAUAGGAACAGGUGGAACCAAACCCAACAUCUCCACCAUUGGUGCUGACCAAUUUGAUGAUUUUCAUCCUAAAGAAAAGUAUCGCAAGCUCUCAUUUUUCAAUUGGUGGAUGUUCAGCAUCUUCUUUGGAACCCUUUUUGCAAACACUGUUUUAGUUUAUAUUCAAGAUAAUGUAGGGUGGACUCUUGGAUAUGCUUUACCAACUUUAGGACUAGCAAUAUCAAUCAUGAUAUUCUUGACAGGAACACCUUUCUAUAGACAUAAAUUGCCUUCAGGGAGUACCUUCACUAGAAUGGCUAGGGUUAUAGUGGCUGCUUUAAGAAAACGGAAAGUGCCUAUUCCUCAUGACCCUAAAGAACUAUAUGAACUUGAUAUGGCUGAGUAUGCAAAGAAAGGAAGUUACAGAAUUGAUUCCACUCCAACAUUGAGGUUCCUAGACAAGGCAAGUGUGAAAACAGGGUCAAGCACUAGUCCAUGGAUGUUAUGUACUGUUACACAUGUAGAGGAGACAAAACAAAUGCUAAGGAUGAUUCCUAUCUUGGUUGCUACAUUUGUUCCUAGUACAAUGGUGGCUCAGAUAAACACCCUUUUUGUAAAACAAGGAACAACUCUUGACAGACACGUUGGAAGCUUCAAAAUUCCACCAGCAAGUUUAGCUGCAUUCGUCACUCUAUCCUUGCUUGUAUGUGUAGUGCUCUAUGACCGUUUCUUUGUCAAGAUUAUGCAAAAGUUCACCAAGAAUCCUAGAGGGAUUACCCUUCUUCAAAGAAUGGGAAUUGGUCUUGUUAUCCACACAAUUAUUAUGGUUAUUGCAUCAGGAACAGAAAGUUAUAGACUUAGAGUUGCAAAAGAACAUGGGGUAGUUGAGAGUGGAGGUCAAGUCCCUCUAAGCAUAUUCAUUUUGCUUCCUCAGUUUAUACUUAUGGGAACAGCUGAUGCGUUUUUAGAGGUUUCAAAAAUCGAGUUUUUCUAUGAUCAGGCACCAGAAAGCAUGAAGAGCGUUGGAACUUCAUACUCCUCAACUACCUUAGGCAUUGGAAAUUUCAUCAGUUCAUUCCUUCUAUCAACAGUAUCACACAUAACUAAAAAAAAUGGUCACAAAGGGUGGAUUUUGAACAAUCUGAAUGAGUCUCAUCUUGAUUACUACUAUGCUUUCUUCGCACUGUUAAACUUCUUAAACUUAAUCUUUUUUGCUAUUGUUACAAGGUUCUAUGUAUAUAGGGUUGAAGUUUCAGAUUCCAUACAAGUACUUGCCAAGGAACUGAAGGAAAAGAAAAUGUCUAAUCAUGUGAACCUUAUAGAAUAGCCUAUUGGAUCUUUAUACGAAGAAUGUUUAUGAUCCAAAAUUGUUGUAUGUUUCUUCUUUGUUGAAGAACUAAAGGAAGGAUAAUAGCCAUCUUACUUAUAAUGUAGUUUGCUCCAUAAUCUAGACACUUGACUAGCUGUUAAUUGUCACAACCAUACAAAAAGUUGUCAUGAUUCAUGAAA
This is a messenger RNA of Cicer arietinum (chickpea), 2155 nucleotides long. RefSeq names its product protein NRT1/ PTR FAMILY 5.2-like. The record is from RefSeq and is a predicted model, not a curated record. Gene Ontology annotation, cellular component: membrane. Gene Ontology annotation, molecular function: tripeptide transmembrane transporter activity; dipeptide transmembrane transporter activity. Lineage: Eukaryota; Viridiplantae; Streptophyta; Magnoliopsida; Fabales; Fabaceae. Gene Ontology annotation, biological process: dipeptide transport; transmembrane transport.